Maylandia zebra (zebra mbuna) is the source of this 1531-nucleotide messenger RNA. NCBI's taxonomy places the organism in Eukaryota, Metazoa, Chordata, Actinopteri, Cichliformes, Cichlidae. The record is from RefSeq and is a predicted model, not a curated record.
AGCAAAUUCCAUGGAGACAUCUGGAUUUGUCCAGGACAAACUAACUGAAUGGGGAUUCAGUGAGUUCAUGCAGAGAUUUAAAGAUGAAGGCAUUGACAAGGAGACGUUUCUAAACCUUGGAGAUUCAAUCCGAAUUAAUUUACUGUUUCCUAAAAUUGGACCAAGAGUAAAGUUUAGAAAGAGACUCAAAGAUUACUUACAGAUGGAGAUAUGUCAUUUUGUCCAGGAAAAAUUAACUGAAUGGCAUCUCAGUGAGCUGAUUCACAGAUUUGAAGAGGAGGGUAUUGACAAAGAAGCUUUCCUAAGUCUCGAGUCAGGCAGAAUCAAUACUUUGAUUCCAAAAAUUGGACCAAGAGUAAAGUUUAAAAGGAGACUCAGAGAAUACUUACAGGACUUGAAUAGAACAAAUGAUGAUUCUGCUGACAUGAUGGAAACAAGCGCAGAGCAAGAGAACAAUCCAGAAAUGGAGCCAAACAUUUUUCCUCAACAUUUGGAAUCUUCUUCAGCGUCUGACACAACAGAUGGCAAAGACACGAUGCAGGACCACAACAUUUUUCCAUUUCAGUUGGAGUCUGCUUCAGCAGUUGACAGAGGCAGUGACACAAGUAAUGAACCAAUUUGCUCCUGGGCAACAGUGACACAAGGACAAAGUCCAACCACAUUUACAAUGUUUUACUGUCAAGAGUGUAAAAACUUCAUGGGAAACAAUCCUGAUUCUUGUUGUUCUCACUGUGCCUCUGUGUUCAACAAAGCAAGCAGCAUUCAAAAUGGAAACUUCUUUCUGUACUCAUCCCUGAAAGACCUUCUGAAAGGUAUCCUUGAGAACCACAGCACUGAGUUGUUACCUAAAACAGUUAAAGAUGAGCAUGAUAACAUCAAAGAUGUGAUGGAUGGGAUGAUGUACCAGAAUCUCCUCAGAGAGGGUAAACUAGCUGCAGAUGAUCUCACACUGACAUGGAAUUUUGAUGAAGUACCAAUUUUUAGCACCACCAGAUACUCAAUUUGGCCCCUUCAGUUUGUUAUUAAUGAACUUCCUUACACACAAAGACAGGAAAAUAUGAUAGUUGCUGGAUUUUGGUUUGGCCAAGGAAAACCUCAUAUGAACACAUUUCUGAAACCAUUUGUGGAUGAAUGUUGUGAUUUAGCCCAAAAUCCAUUUCAGUGGAGAGACAGCAGAGGCACUCUUCAUUCAUCAAAAGUCUUCUGCUUGGUUUGCUCCUCUGACGCUGUGGCGAGGCCACUUCUCCGGAAUUGCAAACAAUUCAAUGGAGAAUAUGGUUGUGACUGGUGUUUACACCCUGGCACAGUGGUACCAAAAGGCUCUGGCUCUGUGAGGUCAUACCGAUAUGAUGAAACUAAACAAGCAUCAAGAUCAAAAAAUAUGUUUGUUGAAAACACCUCAGAGUAUGGUGUAAAAGGAAUGUCCUUACUUUCCAGACUUCCUUUGUUUGACAUUGUGUUUGGAUUUGUACCAGAAUAUAUGCACUCAGUUUUAGUUGGUGUGACUAAGCAACUUAUUGAUUGUGGCUGA